Molecule: messenger RNA, 651 nt
Organism: Knipowitschia caucasica
Lineage: Eukaryota; Metazoa; Chordata; Actinopteri; Gobiiformes; Gobiidae
Source: the annotation of a GenBank genome assembly
AUGACAAGGGCGAGUGCGGCCACAAGGACUCCGGGAGAAAGGUCAGUGCCACACGCCACACCAGUCCACCUGCACCAGUCUGUGCCAGUCUGUGCCAGUCCACCUGCACCAGUCUGUCCCAGUCCACCUGCACCAGUCCAACCUGCCCCAGUCCGUACCAGUCCAACAACACCAGUCCACAUACACCAGGCCACCUGCACCAGUCUGUGCCAGUCCACCUGCACCACUCUGUACCAGUCCAACCUGCCCCAGUCUGUACCAGUCCACCUGCACCAGUCCAACCACACCAGUCCAACCUGCCCCAGUCUGUACCAGUCCAAUGACACCAGUCCACAUACACCAGGCCACCUGCACCAGUCUGUACCAGUCUGUGCCAGUCCAACCUGCCCCAGUCUGUACCAGUCCAACCUGCCCCAGUCUGUGCCAGUCCACCUGCACCACUCUGCACCAGUCCAACCUGCCCCAGUCUGUACCCGUCCACCUGCACCAGUCCAACGAUACCAGUCCACAUACACCAGGCCACCUCCACCAGUCUGUACCAGUCUGUGCCAGUCCACCUGCACCACUCUGCACCAGUCCAACCUGCCCCAGUCUGCACCAGUCCACCUGCACCAGUCGGUACCAGUCCAACCCCACCAGUCCACCUCAUAA